Molecule: messenger RNA, 516 nt
Organism: Paramecium octaurelia
Lineage: Eukaryota; Ciliophora; Oligohymenophorea; Peniculida; Parameciidae
Source: the annotation of a GenBank genome assembly
AAAUGGACACACAACAAGAUCAAUAAUUAAAAAAGAAUCAACUCAAAUUCCCAGUUUCUAAAGUGAAAAAGAUUGUGCAAGAAAAUUAAGAUGUGGGCAAAAUCAACAAUGUAGUUCCUUAUGUUCUAAGUAUUACUUUGAGUGUUAUCGAAAGCAAAAUCACUUGAAUUGUUUUUAUCAGACAUCCUCUCAAAAUGCAAGGAAACUUUGAAGGACAGGAAACUUAACAAGGCUACUCCUGGUUUAUUGUAAAAAAGAUAUUAAAUUGAAGGAAGAUAGUUUUAUAGGAGUCUCAAUACGAUUUUAUGAAGGAUUACGCUUAAAAAUUGCCUGAUUUGGAGGAGAGCAAAAAGAAGAAGAAGGGUUUUCAGCAGGACGAGCAGAGUGAUGAGUUGUGCAAGAAGCGUAAGGGGAAUGAUGAGUUUGAGAAGGUGGAGAAGAAAGCAGGGGGACGAAAAUCGAAAAGAGUUCGAAGAUAAUAAUCGGAUGAUGAUUAUGAUGAAGAUGAUUGAAUUU